Eucalyptus grandis is the source of this 1420-nucleotide messenger RNA. Its product is annotated as phosphatidylinositol-glycan biosynthesis class X protein. Bases 280 to 1221 code for a protein of 313 amino acids. The record is from RefSeq and is a predicted model, not a curated record. The transcript is spliced from 4 exons. Gene Ontology annotation, biological process: GPI anchor biosynthetic process. Gene Ontology annotation, cellular component: endoplasmic reticulum membrane. Lineage: Eukaryota; Viridiplantae; Streptophyta; Magnoliopsida; Myrtales; Myrtaceae.
UGCGACGCAUAGCCGUUCCAGGACGGAACUACUCCGACCUGAAGAUUCGCCGGAGACGGGGAGCCGCUGCCGGAUCAGCCUCGGUCGGUCCGUACUCGCCGAUCAUCUCUCAUUUCGUCCUCGUUUUCGCUCGUCGGCGCAAGCGACCCGACGGUUUCGCCGCUCUCGGCAUCGAAAUUCGCUCUUCUUACGUCCCGUCUCGGCUCGCUGGGAUUCGCGAGACCAGGGAGGAACCGCAAGCUGGAGCGAAAGGGGCUUCUCCUCCGCCGCGGCGGCUCCAUGGAAGAUCGCCGGCGAGGACGCCCCGGGAUUUGUCUGGGACUGGGAAUGCUGAUGAUCGCGUUUGCAUCGUCGGCGACGAGCGAGGAGGAAACGCCUAGCUUAGACGGCUAUUCCACGGCUUCUGAUGCAUGUGCCGUCCCUUGCCGCGAGAAAUGGGUUGCGAAAGCUUACUUUGACAAGUUUGGAAGUUUAGAAGAUGCCGCUUUCGAACAUUAUAGGGAUGCCGAGCUUACUCGUUGCUCCUGCGAAAUGCAGCCUUUGGAUCUACGUGACGCGUUCAAACUGUCUGAUUUGGAUCGCCGUCUGACUGGCGAUGGCUCUCAUCGGAGUCUCUUUACAUCUAUUAGGAUUAGUGUUGAUGAAGAGCUUGCAGCCAAGUCGCCUUUCCGCUUCUGUGAGGUUGUACUCGUCGAAAGACUGCCCUCCGGAGUGUUUGCUGACCCGUUUGAGCUGCAACACAUUCGGGACCGUGGAGUAUAUGGUGAAGUUGCUGUCUUCGGAGAUGCGAAUUUGGAGUUGCCGUCAUUUCUUUCAAAUCGUACGCUUGUUGAGGUUCACAUGUUUUUUAGCCCCAACAACCUGUUGGAACAGAUGAAUGGACUCGAAAUCAAAGUAGACGUUCCAGUACAUGCGCGCUAUCAGGCCCUAGAUGGAAGUGGCUAUUCAGCAGUUCAAUUUGGAGAACCAGAUGUUUUUGCACGUUGCAGCAUGGAGCAAAGGUCAAGCAAUCAAUCCCAUUUCUUUGUUUUGACCAGUAAUGGUGCUGCUAUAUCUUAUAAGAAUCCUAUAGUUUGGAAAAUACCCUCAGGCAUAGAAACACAUGCUGGAUUUGUAUCUGUUGUUACCUUUCUUUCAGCCUCAUUAUCUGCCCUUGUGAUAAUUGUGGCAUCUGUCUUUCAUUCCGGCAUCAAACUGCACAAAAAUGUGAAAACAUUGUAGUUCGUCGGGAGCAACUUACUGUACAAGCAUUUAUAGAGAGGCUAUUAGUCUCUGUGAGGAUGUGAGUUUAGAGUUUAUCCUUGCAUUUCGCAAUUUUUCCGCAGUUGUAUGUUUUCAAGUUUGGUAGUUGAGAAUUAAAUGCUCAUAUGUUGGGCAUGAGAUGAAAUGAAAAUUGUGCUCCCACUAAUUGGUGCAACAA